This is a messenger RNA of Alexandromys fortis (reed vole), 757 nucleotides long. Its product is annotated as FXYD domain-containing ion transport regulator 5-like. The record is from RefSeq and is a predicted model, not a curated record. Gene Ontology annotation, cellular component: membrane. Gene Ontology annotation, biological process: regulation of sodium ion transmembrane transporter activity. Gene Ontology annotation, molecular function: sodium channel regulator activity. NCBI's taxonomy places the organism in Eukaryota, Metazoa, Chordata, Mammalia, Rodentia, Cricetidae. Bases 397 to 744 code for a protein of 115 amino acids. The transcript has 3 exons.
CCUCACUUCCUCUUCCUCCUGUUUACUCCUCCCACCUAUGUUUUAACCUAUCAGGGCAAGCAGUUUCUUUAUUUAAUUAACCAAUGAAAUCAACAGAUUGAUAUAUGACACUCCCACAUCACUGUCUCCAAAUUUUUUAAUUAAAUUAAUAUUAAAAAGAGAAUGCCCUGCUAUUUUUAGUCCCAAAUCAGAGGGAAUGCUCACAAUAUUUUCAAUAAGUAUGUUUCCAGGACAGUGGGGACCAAGUCCAUAAAAUCCUGACUUCUGCGCUUGGGUUAUGACUGGCGUUCAAGGAGAGGGGUACGCUUGGGGCUGAGCAGCUGGUCCUGCCUCCGGGUGCCAGCAGAUGCUUGUUGCCAGAGUGUCGGUGGAAGGUGCCUGGGCGCCGUCCCCCAGAUGCACAGAUGUAGCCCUGUUAUUACAUCCACACUCCUGUCUCUGCCCCUGCGGCCCUUCCUGCCUUGUCUUCUAACCGUUUUUUUCUGCCUAUCACCCGAAGGUACAACAGCACCCCCUGGGAUGGGGUCUCCAAGCCCAACCAAAGAUGAAGUGAGGUUCUACUUUUCCAAUUCACACGCCUCGGAUGAGAACAACCCCUUCUACUAUGAUGAUUUCACUCUCAGGAAGCGGGGACUCCUGGUGGCAGCAGUACUGUUCAUCACCGGCAUUAUCAUCCUCACCAGUGAGAGUGGGGCCUGGGCAGACGGGGCACCGGGACUCGGGGCGGGGUGCUCUGGAGGUUGAGGGUCAGGGUCUU